Aureococcus anophagefferens is the source of this 237-nucleotide messenger RNA. RefSeq lists its product as hypothetical. The annotation marks the transcript as partial. The record is from RefSeq and is a predicted model, not a curated record. Gene Ontology annotation, molecular function: dynein intermediate chain binding; dynein light intermediate chain binding. Gene Ontology annotation, cellular component: dynein complex. NCBI's taxonomy places the organism in Eukaryota, Pelagophyceae, Pelagomonadales, Pelagomonadaceae. Gene Ontology annotation, biological process: microtubule-based process. The transcript has a single exon.
GACGAGCACGGCGAGAUGAAGCAGGAGGUCUACAACCUCGCCGCGUACGCGAUCGAGCAGUACGUGACGGAGAUGGAGGUGAGCAAGCACAUCAAGGCCCACUUCGACCAGAAGUACGGGCCGACCUGGCAUUGCAUCGUCGGCAGCGACUUCCGCGCCUACGUGACGCACGAGAGCAAAAACUUCAUCUUCUUCUACCAGGGGAAGACCGCGAUAUGCCUCUACAAGUGCGGAUGA